This is a messenger RNA of Radiomyces spectabilis, 1456 nucleotides long. RefSeq names its product mitochondrial carrier domain-containing protein. NCBI's taxonomy places the organism in Eukaryota, Fungi, Mucoromycota, Mucoromycetes, Mucorales, Radiomycetaceae. The transcript has 4 exons. Bases 121 to 1149 code for a protein of 342 amino acids. The record is from RefSeq and is a predicted model, not a curated record.
AAAAAAAAAAAAAAGAGAUAGUUCUAAAAACUAAGGGGAUUAAAAAAAGGGAUUUAUCUCUAAUACUUUUGUAUUUCCUUUCUCAUUCUUUCUUCACGUAUUCUAUCACAUCGACACACCAUGUCAUCAGUAAAGGACGUUCGUACACCUUCUCAGGUACAACUUUUCAAACAACACUUCAUCGCUGGUGCCAUUGGCCUUUCUCUGUCAUAUUCAUGUAUGCAUCCUCUCGACACCAUCAAAACACGUAUACAAGCCGAUAUCGCGGGAGGAUGGCGAGCGAUUUUUUCACGAGAAACCGCACGUAGUCUGGGAAAAGGCUUCUUCGUUUCCGCUAUGGGAGCGGCCGGUCAGGGUGGUGCACGAUUCAGUACUUACGAAUUCUGCAAGAGUCAAAUGCUAGAAACCACCGACGGCCAACGAAAAAAGCCAUGGAUCGGCACCAUUCCCGCUACAGCUCUGUCAGCAGUAGUCGGUGACCUGGCAUCCAGCGUCAUCAAGGUCCCUCGCGAAGUAGUCACUGCAAAGUUGCAAACCGAUUAUUAUUCAUCCAUGACUUCCAAUGGACGUGCUACAGCUGGUUUUGUAGUGCGUCAAACCCUUCUUGAGGAAGGUCCACGGGGUCUGUUCAAAGGAUUCUGGGCCAUUGCUGCGAGAGAUUCUCCUUUCAUGAUUAUCUUGCUGGUAUCCUAUGAAAAUUUCAAAGCAUUCCAUCAUCGGUCCGUACGCGAAGAUUUGCUCAAGAAGAUGAAAACGCGAUCGCAUCACGAACAGCAGGUCGUUGCCGGAGCUGCAUUUGAGGAACUCGAAGCCGAUAUUCCCACCUUUAAGAGUAUCAUGUAUGGCGGCAUCAGUGGAUUCUUGGCCGGUUAUUUUACCACCCCCAUGGAUGUUCUGCGUACACGUAUGAUUACCCAGAAAACAUCUGUACGCCAGCGUCAACUGUCAGUAGUACAAGUGGCUAAAGGCAUGUUGGAUCGAGUCAUGUCCACCCAUGCAAACCCUAUGCAAAAAUCUGUACAAGUUUACAGUACUUUCUUCGCCGGCGCCAUUCCCAGAAGUUUCUGGUGGUUCGGUAUCUGCGGCAUCUUCUUCCCUACUUAUGAAACGCUCAAAUCCCUCAUGCGUCCCAACGAACACAAGCAAUAAUUCUCUCUCUCUCUCUCUAAUUCCCGCGUGCCAGCAACAGAAACCACACCUAAUCAGAAAACAAGACAAAAAGGACACCUUCAUCAAAUCUUUACAAGUUUUUUUUUUAUUAUUAUUACUAUUUCAUCAUUUUCCCAAAAAGCAUCCAUCUAGAAAGAAUUCCACGGCGACUCUUGUCACAGAGCCCUAUUUUCCGUUGUUAUUCCCUUUCAAUCUUGUCAUUUUUCAUGUACAUUUUCUGUAUACCUCACCCCACUUGCCCAAGUGAAUCAAAAAAGGAACAGCAAAAAUAAAAUUAAAAAAGUUC